AUGACUUAUCCGUGGCCAACUACUCCAAUUCAACGAUGCAAAAAACGAUUUAAACCGGAAUGCGAUCCAAACCAAUCAUUUCUGAUCAGCGAAGAUAAAGAAAAUAUCAAUCCGGAAUGGGAUGAACGAGAAUUACACGAUACCCAAAUGUUAACCGACAAAAACGUGAUUCCGGAUAACGAAAACCAAAUGAUUGAUCUAGAAAAUCAAUCGGAUAAGCGUUAUCUUGGACUCAAUUUAAAGAAUGUACGAUCCCGGACAGCGGAAAUGACAGAUGAUUUUCCAUUUGACAGAGGNGAGGAGGUGACAAGUUUCACAAAAAAUUAUAACUCCGAUAAUCAUCCCUCACCCAUGUGGCCGGCUAUUGAAGUUGAACAGUUAGCAACCUGGCUGAAGAGAUUGGCUCAGUCUGAGCAAACGGAAAGAGUGAAUUCUUCUAGUCGUGAACAUACUCCGAGGUACGAAGAUAGUGCUGACAGUUCCCCGUACGAAUCGCCAUCUUCUUCCUCUUCCGAUUCACCAAGCCCUCAGUCUUCAGACGGGGAGAAUAAACGGAUCCCUAGACUAGAUGAAACACUCAUCCGGACGCAAAGACGCAGCAAAAAGUCAUCCUCGAGAUCACCGGUAGCUUAUGAUUGUUUGAAUAGUAUCAAGGAUUCCAUUGACCACACCCCCAGACAAAAUCGUAUGAUCAUAGUUGAUUGUCGUUAUCCCUAUGAAUAUGACGGUGGACAUAUUAUCGGAGCAAUUAAUCUGGCCGAGUGGCCAAAACUUCGUCAUUUUCUAUUUGGUCGUACGAAUAAGGAGUGCAUGUCUGAAGAUCAAACAUUCGAACCGCAAGAACAAGAAAAACAACCUCGAGUCAGUCGUACUAUUUUCAUUCUACACUGUGAAUUCUCAUCUCAUCGUGCACCGCGAAUGUUCCAACUCUUAAGAGAUCAUGACCGAUUGGUACAUCUUACUCAUUAUCCGACUUUGCGGUACCCCAAAGUCUACGUCCUCCGGGGUGGUUAUGCAGCAUUCUAUGCCCGCUAUCCGGAACUGUGCGUUCCAUCGGCCUAUUUAAAAAUGCACAGCAGACCGGAUUUAUUGUCUCAAUGGCACCGACACUGUAGUAUAGUCAAUCGCAAAGAUGCAGAUUACUAUAGCGCACGAAAACCCAAUUCCCAUAAGUUAUCUAUCGUGAAAAACAUUCCUCUGUUUACUGUGAUCAACUUUUCUCCGCCAUUCGCGUCCUAA
Molecule: messenger RNA, 1239 nt
Organism: Echinostoma caproni
Lineage: Eukaryota; Metazoa; Platyhelminthes; Trematoda; Plagiorchiida; Echinostomatidae
Source: the annotation of a GenBank genome assembly